Messenger RNA from Cucurbita maxima (winter squash), 2477 nucleotides. Its product is annotated as putative pentatricopeptide repeat-containing protein At3g47840. The transcript is spliced from 2 exons. NCBI's taxonomy places the organism in Eukaryota, Viridiplantae, Streptophyta, Magnoliopsida, Cucurbitales, Cucurbitaceae. The coding region runs from base 156 to 2366 and encodes 736 amino acids. The record is from RefSeq and is a predicted model, not a curated record. Gene Ontology annotation, molecular function: RNA binding; protein binding. Gene Ontology annotation, biological process: RNA modification.
AAAUCUGUUGACUCUUGUUAAAAUUGGGAAAGAAUAUUUUAAAUAUGAGAUAUUUGGACAUAAUUUUUUAGGUCAUCGGUAAAGAAGGCAACCAGAUCACCGACCGCCCAUGCACCAGAGAAUAUUUUGAGAAAUUUGUUAGGAGCUUUUUUUUUAUGGGCACUGUUAUUCGGCUCCAGUUCUUGGUGCCUGGAAAGUGUCCACAAUGUUCGUGGCCCUUCUCAGACAUCAUGAUCUUAUUCCGUCGGCCUCACAUUUGGAGAAAUUUUACAGUUUUGGCACUCGCCGGAACGGAGACGAAGGAUUAUCCUCAUCAUCUAAAUACAAAAUUGGAAUCUUUAAUCGUGAACACUCAUUUCGCAAAUCAGGUAGAUUUGGCCGAAGUUAACAGCGAGUUGAAAAAAUUAGUGAGAACCAGUCAGUUGAAAGAUGCACGCGACAUGUUUGAUAAAAUGCCUCAAAGGGAUGGGGUUUCGUGGACUAAUAUUAUUUCUGGGUAUGUCAAUGCCUCAGACUCCACUGAAGCCUUGCUUUUGUUCUCUAAGAUGUGGCUUCAGUCUGAGCUCCGAAUUGAUCCCUUUGUGCUUAGUCUUGGUUUUAAGGCUUGUGGGCUCGGUUUGAAUUGUUCUUAUGGUACAAAUUUGCAUGGGUUUUCAAUCAAAACAGGUCUAGUAAACUCUGUUUUCGUGGGUAGCGCUCUUCUUGACAUGUAUAUGAAAAUUGGAGAAGUUGGGAGAAGUUGUGAAGUGUUCGAUGAAAUGCCCACAAGAAAUACUGUGACUUGGACGGCAGUUAUAACUGGGCUUGUUCGUGCUGGUUAUAACGAGAAAGGUCUGGCUUACUUUUCUGAAAUGGGGAGGUCGAAGGUGGAAUAUGACUCGUAUGCAUAUGCUAUAGCAUUGAAGGCCAGUGCUGAUUCAGGUGCACUGAAUCAUGGAAGAGCAAUUCAUACACAGACAUUGAAGAAAGGAUUCGAUGAGAGCUCCUUCGUGGCCAAUUCGCUGGCUACCAUGUAUAACAAAUGUGGUAAGCUAGAUUAUGGUUUGUAUAUGCUUGGAAAGAUGAGAGCUCCCGAUGUUGUUUCGUGGACGACAAUGGUAACGACCUACGUUCAAAUGGGUAAGGAGGAAUGCGGGAUUCAAGCAUUUAGAAGAAUGCAGGACAGCAAUGUGAUUCCAAAUGAAUAUACAUUUGCUGCUGUUAUCUCUGGUUGUGCCAAUCUUGCACGGUUGAAGUGGGGGGAACAGCUACAUGCUCAUGUUUUACGUGUGGGGUUUCUGAAUGCUUUGUCAGUUGCUAAUUCUAUCAUGACCAUGUACUCAAAAUGUGGGGAGUUAGCUUCAGUUUCAAAGCUAUUUUGUUCCAUGAAUUUUAAAGAUGUCAUUACUUGGAGCACUAUAAUUGCAGCAUAUUCUCAAGUAGGCUAUGGCAAAGAAGCUUUCGAGUAUCUAUCACAGAUGAGAAGCGAAGGAUCGAAACCAAACGAGUUUGCCCUGGCUAGCGUUCUUAGUGUAUGUGGAAGUAUGGCGAUUCUCGAGCAGGGGAAGCAAUUACAUGCUCAUGUUUUGUCUGUUGGGUUAGAACAAACAGCCAUGGUAUGUAGUGCCCUUAUUAUUAUGUACGCAAAAUGUGGGAGCAUCACGGAAGCUUCUAAAAUAUUUAUGGAUUCAGUGAAAGAUGAUAUUAUUUCAUGGACAGCUAUGAUCAGUGGGUAUGCGGAACAUGGGCAUAGCCAAGAAGCCAUUGAAUUGUUUGAAAGUAUCCAAAAGGUUGGUUUGAGACCAGACUCGGUGACCUUCAUUGGCGUUCUUACUGCGUGUAGCCAUGCAGGAAUGGCUGACCUUGGCUUCCACUACUUCAACUCAAUGAGUAAAGAUUAUCACAUCACUCCUUCAAAAGAACACUAUGGAUGCAUGAUUGAUCUUCUUUGUCGAGCAGGGCGAUUAAAUGACGCAGAGAGCUUGAUCAAAAGCAUGCCAUUUCAACCGGACGAUGUAGUCUGGUCUACUUUGCUGAGGGCAUGUAGAAUACAUGGUGAUGUUGAUUGUGGACAACGUGCUGCUGCAGAAGUUCUAAAGUUAAACCCAAAUUGUGCUGGGACUCACAUAACCUUAGCAAACAUUUUUGCGGCUAAGGGAAAGUGGAAGGAAGCAGCAAAUAUAAGAAUGAUAAUGAAAUCAAAGGGAGUGGUUAAGGAGCCAGGAUGGUCUUCGAUAAAGCUCAAGGAUAGCGUUUUCGCGUUCGUUGCUGGAGAUCGUUCUCCGCCACAAGGAGAAGACAUAUACAGAAUGCUGGAGGAGUUGGCUUCAGGAAUGGAAAUCUAUAUUCUUGAAUUGAACCAUUUAGUUACUGAUAUGGAGGAAUAGCAGAAGAUUAUAUUAAAUAGAAUAGAACAAGUGAAAGUUUGAAGCUUGGAAGAGAUUUGUAUUCUUCAAAGAUCUUUCAUAAAUGUACAGAUGCCUUUUAGGCCUUUUUUU